UGGUAAGUGGACAGGCAGAACCUACUUUGCUGCUCUCUCUUGGUCUCCAAUAGCAGCUCUCAGCCUAUGGGAUCACUUGCCACCUGGCCCAUCCCUGCCAUGACCUGGAGGCUGGCUCUGGCUCUGAGCUGGGCCUCCUAUGGACACCAAAGAGUCUGGACAAAAGUGGAAGAGUCCCCACGCCUCCUAUCUGUGCAGUGCUGGGCUGUGAGGUAUCCCGAGGCCAUAGAUUGCUCCUGGACCACCGACAGAGAGACGGCGACAGAUCCUGAGCCGGGCCUGCAAGCCUCCUUUAUUGCCACCUACAGGUUAGGAAUGAUCAGCCAAGGGGAGACACAUCCCUGCCUUCAGCCAUCCCCUGAGGCCCGGAGCUGUGUCAUCCCUGACAUCCAGAUGUUCUCCAUGACUCCCUACAUCCUCAACAUCACAGUUAUCACUCAACAGGGAGCCAGAAGUAGCUUGGUCCCCUUCAUCGCAGAGCAUAUAAUUAAACCCGACCCACCGGAAGCUAUGAGUGUGAGCCCUAUCCCUGGCAAGCAACUUCGAGUACAGUGGGAGCCCCCCCACUCCUGGCCCCUCCCCAGGUAUUUUCCACUCAAGUACCUGAUCCGUUACCAGAGACAGGGGGCUACCAGAUUCCGACAGGUGGGGCCAAUUGAGGAAACAUCCUUCAUCCUACAAGGCCUGCGACCCAGGACCCAGUACCAAGUACAGGUUGCAGCUGGUGACUUUAUGGACUAUGGAGAACUAAGCACUUGGAGCACUGUGGUGGCCACCACUCCUGGUAGCAAGUAGCCUGUUUUGGGGCAUCCCCAAACUCUCAGUCUCCAUCAUGAGGCAACGCCCUGGAUACUUGAACCUGAUAAACCAGUCCCAUGCCUACCUGCACAGCCCUGUCAUCUCUGGAUCUAGGCCACAGUGGCCUCUGUCAUCCCUCCCAGGCCUUCUCCAGUACUCUAUAAGCACUUUUUGGAUCAGACCCACCCCCAGAAUUGCCAGCUCCUGUCUUCUUUUCAGACUCUACAGGCUGUGCUUUAACCUAUUCCUGCCUGUUGGGAGCUGCGCUUCCUUGGGCCUCACAGGAGUCACCACCAGAAGUCUGGACCACCAGCAAAAGCCUUGAAGACUCUAAUAUCCUGUGUUCCUCAAAGGCCCUCUCUCUAGCCACUGAUAUUCUACAUGGAUUCAUUCCUUAAUGACUCCCAACCCACAAUACUCUCCUCAUCAGAAUCAGUGAUUCUGAAACCCACCUCUGCUAUCAUUGAAAAAAAAACCCAUAACCUGUUCCUUUACUCCCAUCCUCCUCAAUUCCAUUUUCCAAAUGUCUGACUCCAGUUAUAUACUCCUCUUCUACUGUGCUCUCUGAAAUUCCUGCUCCAUAGUCAAUCAAUUUGCUGUCAUCUUAAACCUUUUCACGUCUCAUUCCCUCCAUGUUCCGGCUCUUAUUGAGACCUGGUUCCUUCCUGAUGACAUGGCAACCCUAGCCACCCUUUCCAGUAUUGGUUUCACUUUCACACAAACUCCCUGAUUCACUGGUUUCAGUCUGGAGUGGUAGUGACGGUGACGGUGGUAGUGGUGAUGGGGGUGAGGAUAUUCUUUGCUCCCCAGUGCCCCUCUUCCUCUACUAGGAUCUCUCCAAAACUUCUCCUCCUUUGAGAUCCAUCCAAUCCAAAUUUAUCACCCAAACAAGAUUCUAGUAUCUGUUAUCUACCAACCCCCAGGAUACUCUUUCCUUCCUCAAAGAAUACAAUGGCUGGUUCAUAGUCUUUCUCUCCACCCCAACUCUUAUCCUUACACCUGGGGACUUCACUAUAGUUCCCUUGAUAAUUCAAUAGUCCCUCAAACCCCUAACUUUCCUAUCCAUCAGCCUACUCCUAUGUCAUGACCUCUUCCUUCAUGACACCUCAGCUACACACAGAGAUAGUCAUAUGUAUGUUUCCAGGUACAUGAACUCUGAAAUUCCUAUAACUGAUCAUAAUCUUUUAUCAUCUCUCUUUCCUUCAGUCUUAUGACCUUGACCCUGAUCUCCAUUCUCACUGUGAUCUCCACUCCCUGUAUCCCUCAGUUGUGUCCCCCCACCCCAACCUUCAGGACAUCACUCCACACUGGCUACACUCUGCUCCCUUCCCUACAUUGACUCUUGGUGAGCCACUUCAUCUCUCCAUUAUCAGCUUCUCUCCAAUCCCAUGUCCCUUAGCCUACUGGCAAUCAUGCCUUCACUAAACUCCAGUUCUAUAUGAUUCCCACCAUCUGCUGCCUCCGUUCCUAUUAGGGUGUUGGGGGAAAAUCUCAAAAUUAUUUUGACUAGGUCCACUACAAAUCUGUGUUACGUAAUUUUAACUGGGCCCUAACUGCAGGAAGUCAUUCUUUCCCUAACUGGUAGACUCUCCCACUCACCACAUUGGCCUUUCCAAACCUUUUUAUCCCUUCUCAAGCCUCCCAUGGCACCCCUUUCCCCUCACUCCGCCAGCUAAGGACUUCAUGGACAAAAUUGUGGUCAUUUGACGAGAUCUCCCUCGCCUUCCCUCCUCAUCUCACAUCAGUCAAAUGUCUUUCCCUCACUAAUCCUUCCUUCACCCCUGUCUUAUAUGAAGAGGUGGCCCUUUCCCCUGCCAAGGCCAAUCCUCCGUGUACCCUGGAUCCCAUUCCGUCUCAUCUCCUUCAGCAGAUUUCCCCUCUAUUGUUCUUACUUUCUCACUAAUCUUCAAUCUCUGUUUCCUUACUGAAUACAGACAUCUUUAAAAAAAAAAAAAAAACCUCUCAUUUAAUCCCACUGUUCCAGAUAAUUAUGGUCCCACAUCUCUCCUCCAAUAGCGAUUUUUCUAUACCUCUUCUCCAUUCCUUGGCUAAACUUUGUGAGAAACCUCUCUACAAUUGGUGCCUCUACUUUCUCUUCUCUUCCUCUCUUCCAAACCCUCUGUAGUCUGGCUUUCUAACUUCAUCAUUCAACUGUCCAUUUAUUGAGCCCUAACCUCUUCCCUGACCUCCAGUCUAGAAUCCCCAGCUGCCUACUGGACAUCAUCAAAGUGGAUGUACUCUAGACAUCUUAAAACAGUAUUUCCAAAGAAGAGUUCAUAACUUUUCCCCCAAACCCUCCUCAUUUCCUAACUUUUCUGUUACUAUAGAGAGCACCACCACUCUUUCAAUCACCCAGGUUCACAAAAUAGGUGUUAUCCUUAACUCCUCACUCUAUCUCACCCCCCCCAAAUCCAAUAACUUUCCAGGUCAUGCAGUUUCUAUCUUCAUAACAUCUCUCGUAUACACCUCCUUUUCUCUCCUAACACUGCUAGCACACGGGUCCAGGCUCUCAUCACCUCACAGCUGGAUUAGAAUGGCCUGCUGCUUGGUCUCCCUGCUUCAGAUUCACACAUCUCCACUCCAGAUCAUCAUCCAUUCUGUCAUCAAAUUGAUCUUCCUAAGCCAUAGGUUUGACAAUCACCCCCUUUCUCAAUAAACUUGUCUCCCUCUUAACUCCAGAAUCAAAUAUAAAAUCUUCUGUUUGGUUUUUGAAGCCCUUUACCACCUGGGCUCUUCCCACCUUGCACACAAUAUUCCACCUUCUGACGCCAUGCCAUUGUACCCAUUGUCCCUAUUGCCCAGAAUUCUCUCUCCUCACCUUCUGGCUUCCCUCAAGACUCAGCUCAUCUGUUUCUGCAAGGGGUCUUUCCGCAAUCCCCCUCCCUGUCCUCCUGAUGCCAGUGCCUUCCCUUGAGAUAACCUCUAUAUUGUUUAUAUCUUAUAAAUACAUAGUUGUUUGUGUGUUGUGUCUCCCAUUAGACUGUGACCUCCUUGAAGACAGGGAGUUUUGUUCUGGACUUUUGUUUUUCCUUCCGUUGUAUCCCCAACGCCUGGAAUCAAGUAGUAAGCCUUAAUAAAUGCUUGUUGACUAAC
Vombatus ursinus (common wombat) is the source of this 3891-nucleotide messenger RNA. RefSeq names its product Epstein-Barr virus induced 3 (gene EBI3). Gene Ontology annotation, cellular component: external side of plasma membrane. Gene Ontology annotation, molecular function: cytokine receptor activity; protein binding. The record is from RefSeq and is a predicted model, not a curated record. Gene Ontology annotation, biological process: cytokine-mediated signaling pathway. The transcript has 5 exons. The coding region runs from base 67 to 795 and encodes 242 amino acids. NCBI's taxonomy places the organism in Eukaryota, Metazoa, Chordata, Mammalia, Diprotodontia, Vombatidae.